ACGUCACUCAACACGUUAACCACACAAUUAAGUUUUAUUCCUCUUCCUUUAAUCCUCCUCAAUAUAUAAUCUAGCUGUGUGUAUAUACUUAAUCGAAAUUGGAGAACGAACAUUCGAGAAGCUUUCUUAAAAACAUUUGAUUUUGGAUCGCGAAGAUCAUGGAAAGAACAGAAUCUGAAUCAGCAAAUGGGCGGAGAGUGGUGGUUAUCGGCGGCGGAGUCGCCGGCUCUCUCACCUCGAAGUUGCUUCAGUUCGAUUCCGAUCUCACCCUCAUCGAUCCGAAGGAGUAUUUUGAGAUUACUUGGGCAAGUUUAAGAUCAAUGGUGGAACCUUCAUUUGCUGAAAGAUCAGUGAUAAACCACAAGAAGUAUUUACAAAAUGGUCGUGUUGUGACUUCUCCAGCUGUUAAUAUCACAGAGACUGAUGUUGUGACUGCUGAUGGACUUGUCUUUGGGUAUGACUAUCUUGUGAUUGCUACUGGUCACAAUGAUGUGCUUCCCAAAACUAGACAAGAGAAGCUUUCUCAAUACCAAGCUGAAUAUGAGAAGAUUAAGUCCUCUGAGUCGAUUCUGAUUGUUGGUGGAGGCCCGUCGGGUGUAGAGCUUGCUGCGGAAAUAGCUGUUGAUUUCCCGGAGAAGAAGGUUACUAUAGUGCACAAUGGACCGAGAUUGCUGGAAUUUGUUGGUCAAAAAGCUGCAGACAAGGCGUUUGAUUGGAUGAAAUCAAAGAGAGUUGAAGUGAUAUUGAACCAAAGGGUUGAUUUGAGUUCUGCUUCGGACGGGAAUAAAACAUACCGAACAUCAGGAGGAGAAACGGUACACGCAGAUUGCCACUUCCUCUGCACUGGAAAACCUUUGUCUUCACAAUGGCUAAAAGAAACUGUUUUGAAAGAGAACUUGGAUGGUAAAGGAAGGCUGAUCGUCGAUGAGUAUUUGAGAGUUAAGGGUCGCAAGAAUGUAUUCGCUAUUGGUGAUAUUACUGAUGUCCCGGAGAUGAAACAAGGCUACAUUGCUGAGAAACACGCCUCUGUGGCUACAAAGAACAUAAAGCUGUUGAUGUCUGGUGGGAACGAGAAGAAAAUGUCAACCUACAAGCCUGGUCCAGAUAUUGCCAUAAUAUCUUUAGGAAGGAAGGAAUCAGUGGCUCAGUUCCCAUUCUUGACAGUCUCGGGCUGCAUACCUGGUUUGAUCAAAUCUAAGGAUCUGUUUGUAGGGAAGACGAGGAAGGCAAGAGGGCUGGAUCCUAACCUUGUGGAGCCUUAAGUGAUUGUGUUUUAUCGGGCACGAUGAGAUUCUUCUUGUGCUUGGUGUUUUGUUUCAUCUCAUGUUUGUUGUAUGUUGAUUCGGUCCACUCGGAUUUUCAAAAGUGGAGUGUUGUUAGCUUUUGUUGUAACAUAUUGUGUUUGUUUCUUCAGCUUGGUUCGAUUUACACCAAGCUGGGCAACUUUUUGGCAAAAUUCUCAUCCCUCUAAGCAUAUUGUGUAAAGAGUUUGUUUUGAUUUCUCAUAAAAGGAACCGAAGUUGUUCAA
Capsella rubella is the source of this 1528-nucleotide messenger RNA. Its product is annotated as apoptosis-inducing factor homolog A. The record is from RefSeq and is a predicted model, not a curated record. NCBI's taxonomy places the organism in Eukaryota, Viridiplantae, Streptophyta, Magnoliopsida, Brassicales, Brassicaceae. Gene Ontology annotation, cellular component: cytoplasm. Gene Ontology annotation, molecular function: flavin adenine dinucleotide binding; electron-transferring-flavoprotein dehydrogenase activity. The transcript is spliced from 4 exons. The coding region runs from base 159 to 1262 and encodes 367 amino acids.